Molecule: messenger RNA, 3094 nt
Organism: Trichechus manatus latirostris (Florida manatee)
Lineage: Eukaryota; Metazoa; Chordata; Mammalia; Sirenia; Trichechidae
Gene: ADAM23
Product: ADAM metallopeptidase domain 23
Exons: 26
Coding region: 52-2553 (833 amino acids)
Biological process (GO): proteolysis
Cellular component (GO): presynaptic membrane
Molecular function (GO): metalloendopeptidase activity
Source: RefSeq, a predicted model, not a curated record
AGCCCGGCGCUGUUGCCGGCCACACAGAGCGGUGCCCGGGAGCUAUGAGCCAUGAAGCCGCCAGGCAGCAGCUCCAGGCGGCUGCCCCUGGCGGGCUACAGCCUCUUCGUAGCCUCCCACAGCUCCCGCGGCCGCCUUGCCGGCCCUGCGCCGGCUCGCGUCCUCGCCCGCGCGCCGCCCUGUCGCCUGAUCCUCGUUCUUCUCCUGCUGCCUCCGCUCGCCGCCUCGUCCCAGCCCCGCGUCUGGGGGACUGCUGCAGCUAGCGCUCCGCAUUGGAAUGAAACUGCAGAAAAAAAAUUGGGAGUCCUGGCAGAUGAAGACAAUACAUUGCAAGAGAAUAGCAGCAGUAAUAACAGUUACAGCAAUGCAAUGCAGAAAGAAAUCACACUGCCUUCAAGACUCAUAUAUUACAUCAACCAAGACUCAGAAAGCCCCUACCAUGUUCUUGACACAAAGACAAGACACCAGCAAAAACAUAACAAGGCUGUCCAUCUGGCCCAGGCAAGCUUCCAGAUUGAAGCCUUCGGCUCCAAAUUCAUUCUUGACCUCACAUUAAACAAUGGUUUGCUGUCUUCUGAUUAUGUGGAGAUUCACUAUGAAAAUGGAAAACCACAGUUCUCUAAGGGUGGAGAGCACUGUUACUACCAUGGAAGCAUCAGAGGCAUCAAGGACUCCAAGGCAGCUCUGUCGACCUGCAAUGGACUUCAUGGCAUGUUUGAAGACAAUACCUUUAUGUAUAUGAUAGAACCACUGGAGCUGCUUCAUGAUGAAAAAAGCACAGGUCGACCACAUAUAAUCCAGAAAACUUUGGCGGGACAAUAUUCUAAGCAAAAGAAGAAUCUCAGUGUGGAAAGUAGUGACCGGUGGCCCUUUUUAUCUCAAUUGCAGUGGCUGAGAAGGAGAAGAAAGAGAGCAGUGAAUCCAUCUCGUGGUGUGUUUGAAGAAAUGAAAUAUUUGGAACUUAUGAUUGUUAAUGAUCACAAAACGUAUAAGAAGUAUCGCUCUUCUCAUGCCCACACUAACAACUUUGCUAAGUCUGUGGUCAACCUUGUGGAUUCUAUUUACAAGGAGCAGCUCAAUACCAGGGUUGUCUUAGUGGCGGUAGAGACCUGGACUGAGAAGGAUCACAUUGACAUCACCACCAACCCUGUGCAGAUGCUCCAUGAGUUCUCCAAGUACCGACAGCGCAUCAAGCAGCAUGCUGAUGCUGUGCACCUCAUCUCGCGUGUGACAUUUCACUAUAAGAGAAGCAGUCUGAGUUACUUUGGAGGUGUCUGUUCUCACACAAGAGGAGUUGGUGUGAAUGAGUAUGGUCUUCCAAUGGCAGUGGCACAAGUAUUAUCGCAGAGCCUGGCUCAAAACCUUGGAAUCCAAUGGGAACCUUCUAGCAGAAAGCCAAAAUGUGACUGCACAGAAUCCUGGGGUGGCUGCAUCAUGGAGGAAACGGGGGUAUCCCAUUCCCGAAAGUUCUCAAAGUGCAGCAUUUUGGAGUAUAAAGACUUUCUGCAGAGAGGUGGUGGAGCCUGUCUGUUCAACAGACCAACAAAGCUGUUUGAGCCCACUGAGUGUGGAAAUGGCUAUGUAGAACCUGGGGAGGAAUGUGAUUGUGGCUUCCAUGUGGAAUGCUACGGAUUGUGCUGUAAGAAAUGCUCCCUCUCCAAUGGGGCCCACUGCAGUGACGGGCCCUGCUGUAACAAUACCUCAUGUCUUUUUCAACCACGAGGGUACGAAUGUCGGGAUGCUGUGAAUGGGUGUGAUAUUACCGAAUAUUGUACCGGAGACUCUGGCCAGUGCCCACCAAAUCUUCACAAGCAAGAUGGAUACGCAUGCAAUCAAAAUCAGGGCCGCUGCUACAAUGGGGAGUGCAAGACCCGGGAUAACCAGUGCCAGUACAUCUGGGGAACAAAGGCUGCAGGGUCUGAUAAGUUCUGUUAUGAAAAGUUGAAUACAGAAGGCACAGAGAAGGGGAACUGCGGGAAGGACGGAGACCGAUGGAUCCAGUGCAGCAAACAUGAUGUGUUCUGUGGAUUUUUACUCUGUACCAAUCUUACUCGAGCUCCACGUAUUGGUCAACUUCAGGGUGAGAUUAUUCCAACUUCCUUCUACCACCAAGGCCGGGUGAUUGACUGCAGUGGUGCUCAUGUGGUUUUAGAUGAUGAUACAGACGUGGGCUAUGUAGAAGACGGAACACCAUGUGGCCCAUCUAUGAUGUGUUUGGAUCGGAAGUGCCUACAGAUUCAGGCCUUAAACAUGAGCAGCUGCCCUCUCGAUUCCAAGGGCAAAGUCUGCUCAGGCCAUGGGGUGUGUAGUAACGAAGCCACUUGCAUCUGUGAUUUUACUUGGGCAGGAACAGACUGCAGUAUCCGGGAUCCAGUUAGGAACCUUCACCCUCCCAAGGACGAAGGACCCAAGGGUCCUAGUGCCACCAAUCUCAUAAUAGGCUCCAUCGCUGGUGCCAUCCUGGUAGCAGCUAUUGUCCUUGGGGGCACAGGAUGGGGAUUUAAAAAUGUCAAGAAGAGGAGGUUUGAUCCUACCCAGCAAGGCCCCAUCUGAAACACCUGCACUGGAUGAACUUCACCUUGCGCUGUUGGAUUGUGGGUCUGACACACCUACGGCAGCAUGGCCAGGACUACUAAGUCUGUAAACAAGAACACUGGGCUGUAAAGACUACAGAGCUAAGGUUGGGGUGGCAGGGAUGGGGUAAAAGAAAACUGUCCUUUUUGGAGAUAAUUUCAAAGAACUCCUCCCAUCAUCUGUCCAUAAAAGGGGGGGGGGAGCAAAAGACAAUGUUAUAAAUUUUAAAAAAAGUUUCAAAAUCUUUUUUUUUUCCUAACUAAAGGAAGAAGGAAAAACAAAACAACAAAAAAAUUAAGUGCAAUAAAAGAACCAUUAAAAAAUAGCAAAUGAUUUUUUUGUCCCUCAGCCUGCUGGCACUUAAUAUCUUCUAAAUGAUUUGGCAUGAUUUUUUUUUUCUUUUCCUACCUAUGACAAACUCCAGUGGCAUGAAGAUCUAAUUUUCAAAAGGGUAAAAACUGCAUGGCAUAUACACAACAAGCUAGCAAGCCAAUCCUCAGCAAACCUGCAACUGAAUUCC